AUGUCUGUUUGCCUCAAAAUUCCGAUGGAAGCUUUCAGUUUGAGUGUUGGAAACUGGAUAAUGGGAAAAUCCCGUCGCUCGUAUCAGGCAAUCCUUCAACUCACCAAGGAAAUCAAGCAAGCGGCUCAGGGAAACGAUCCAACACAAGGCACCAAUCAUUAUUACAAUCCAAGACAAGACAUUGAGACAUGGAUUUCCGAAUGGAAAAGAAACUGUGAUCAUUGGACGUCAUUGGACAUUGUCAUUGUCAUUGGACGGCAUACUUUCUUCAGAACUAAAGCCGAGUUUUGUGGUGGAUUCAAGAAUGACUAUUGGUGGCGUCAGUUGAAA
This is a messenger RNA of Mesorhabditis belari, 330 nucleotides long. Lineage: Eukaryota; Metazoa; Nematoda; Chromadorea; Rhabditida; Rhabditidae. The record is from the annotation of a GenBank genome assembly.